UUCCAAUUCCUCUUCUCUCCCACCACAACACACAUAGCAACUUUUUGGUGUUUCUAAGGCCACAAACUUGCUAGCUACGCUCAAAUCGAGCACAAUGCUCGGGUGGGCUAUUAAGAGAAGUUUCCAAGGCGCGACCGGCGCAAACGACGCGUCUGGUGGUGGCGAGGACACUGCACAAUUCGAGGGACCAGACACGCCAGCGCCUGUGUUUGCGGCUCGAGCGAUCAAGAAUGCCCUAUUUGGAAAUCGGAAUUCAUCCGAAGCUGCGAAGAAAAUGGACGACCGCUCAACUUCGAAAGACGCGACUUCCCCGACUAAGCAAUCCCCGAAUAAACAGCCAACAAGUAUUCUAUUGACUCCAGGAGGGACUGGAACUGCACGCAGGAAACGCGUUUCGUUCAAUCACGAUGUCAAGGCUGGAAGUAGUACUCUUGACUCCAGUCCCUUGGCUUCGGCUCAGCAUCGAAAAACAUCAAACCUACGAAGGGCAUUGGAGAAUUCUCGUUCUACAAGGGUUAAGAGGUCCGCUAGGACAGUAGAGGAGGAGCCGUCUUCAAAACCUGCCGAUAACGAAUCCGACGAUGAGUGGGAGGACGAUGUCAAUCAUCAUGAUGCAACGGUUGAUCUUAAUGAGCCCCACUCCGAGUCGGGAAAAUACUGGAAAGGGGAAUUUAAUAAAUACCGCGAGGAGGCAAUGGCUAACAUUGAGCAACUUGUUAAGUACAAGGCAAUGGCUAAGUCAUAUGCUAAGAAAAAGGAUGCUGAGGCAAUAGAGUUGGCUCAGAAACUGAAGGAAGAACAACUAAAGGUUGCUAAGAUGGACGAGGAUAUGGCGGCUAUGUCUGCUCAGAUUGCGAAGAAAAAGCAUGGGAGCAGCAAUGAGCACAAUUCUCUAGAAAAGGACCUAGCCAAGCAGACUCACUUAGCCCAGCGUUAUCGAGAUCAAGUGAAAGAUCUUGAAGCUCUUCUCAAAGACCACGAAGCCGAGUCGAGACGCACCCGAUCCGAACGCCGGCAUAUUGACACUUCGCCUAGAACCGAGCAGACUAUUCUCGAAGUCAAUCGAGAACUUCGACGAGCACGAGCCGAACUAAGACAAAUGGACAAGCUCCGCGAAGAAAACAAGAAGCUUAGGUCUAGCUUGAGUGCAGCAGAGGAGCGAGCGAAUAAGUAUCAUGACGACUCUGCCCACGGAGGAGCAGCGGAUGUGGCCGUGGCUAAGAAGCUAGAGGCACAGCUACGUAUUGCCAAAGAGACGUCUCAACAAAAAGAUGAAGAAAUACAGAAGAUGAAGAGGGACUAUGAGUCCCUAAAGAAGGGUGCUAAAUCCCGAACCGCUGAGGCUCUACAGGUCUUACAGGAGAAGAAUGAAAAGAUUGCUGCGCUAGAGAAGACCGUUAGAGAGCUGGAGGCCGCGAAUUCUUCGGGUAAAGCAACACGCGAUUUAAUGGCAAGCAUCGAGUCCCUUGGCAAGCCCUCCAAAUAUGAUGAAUUCAAGUCCGCAGGCCGCGUCAAACGUUCGGUUUCCGUCGAAGAUCUCUCACUCGACUUGACCCAGAAAUCAUUACUAGGAGGCAAAGAAGAGCCAAAGAAGAAUCCCGUCUCCAACAGGGUCAAGUCCGAGAGCAUGAUACCGUCAGAUUGGUCGAACGGCUUUAGGGACACUAAGAGCCAGAUGAACAAAGCUAAAGACGAACAGGCGGCCACCAACAAGCGAGAGAAGGACCUGAUUAUGGAGGACCGUGAACCGCGUGGACUUCGAUCUGUUACAAAAGCGGAACCCUCCCUACCCUCGUUUGACUGUGGACGAGCGAUGUCUGAAGCGUUCUCAAGCAGACUCAAUCGAUCACCAACGAGAAAUUCGGUUGCUCAUCUUACUCCGAAGGAGUUACUUGACCAGAGGCUUACUGAAUCUCGUGCAAGUCGCACAGAGAAGGAUGUUGAUGCACCUGUAUCUCCCGUGAAAGCAACACCACGCUCUUCAAGACUUCGACCUCGUUCUACACGCCCUGUAUCCUAUGGCAACGAUACACCCGAAGGACCCGGUUAUGACUUGGUGCAAGAUCGUUUCGCUCGCCUUGGUGGCCCGGAGCCCGAGCGUAGUGGUUCGGCGAAUAGUUCUCGCUGUACAUUACCCGUGGAUCGACAGGCUGCAGCCCGAGCUCGCUUGGCGCAGAAGAAACUCGAGAGACUAAAGAAUAUUAGUGGCAACGGCCGCGACAAGGAGAAUAUUCAUCCGUAAGGUUGGAUCGUAUCGAGAAAUUGAGGCAUGACUAUGGUAUGGUCGAAGGUGAAAAUUGGCAUGAUAAGGAAUUGCAUGGUGUUGCAUGGAAUGGGAGUUUAAUGCUUAUUUCCUUUCCUUCUAUUUGAUACUGGUAAACUCUCCUGGCAAGUUGAGGGUUUAAUGGUGAAAGGGAUUUAGGUUUGAGGCGUUGGUGGGGAUUUCGAGAUACCGGCCAUCGAGAUAGCUCUUUUCGUGCAUUAAAGGCUGCUUCUAAACUUUGCUACUAAUGCGCGCUGAAAUACAAAACUCUAGCUUAUAUUUUA
Hypoxylon trugodes is the source of this 2547-nucleotide messenger RNA. Its product is annotated as spindle pole body formation-associated protein-domain-containing protein. The record is from RefSeq and is a predicted model, not a curated record. Bases 95 to 2242 code for a protein of 715 amino acids. NCBI's taxonomy places the organism in Eukaryota, Fungi, Ascomycota, Sordariomycetes, Xylariales, Hypoxylaceae. The transcript has 2 exons.